ACUCUGUGCAGGGUCCCUUAAUCACUGCAGCUCCCUUGGAGAACACGUAACUAGUCCCAUUUCAGAGAUGAGGAAUUUGUGGCUCAGAAAAAGGGCGGACUCUAAAGUUCAGAAAGAUAGAGCGACUUGCCCAAGGUCGCGGGACUAGAAGGUGGCGGGGUCGGGAUUUGAACAACCCAGCAGAGCCAACACAGUGAGCCCUGGCUGAGCAUAGCUGAUGCUGUUCCUGGCUGUGUCCCCAGCACCUUGCACAGAGGAGGAUGCAGUUCAUCAGGUUGCCACCAUGGCACAGACGCUGCAGAUGGAGAUCCCAAACUUCGGCAACAGCAUCUUGGAGUGCCUCAAUGAGCAGCGGCUGCAAGGCCUGUACUGUGACGUGUCUGUGGUGGUCAAAGGCCAUGCCUUCAAGGCCCACCGGGCUGUGCUGGCUGCCAGCAGCUCUUACUUCCGGGACCUCUUCAACAGCAGCCGCAGCGCGGUGGUGGAACUGCCGGCGGCUGUGCAGCCUCAGUCUUUCCAGCAGAUCCUUAGCUUCUGCUAUACAGGCCGCCUGAGCAUGAACGUGGGUGACCAGUUUCUACUCAUGUACACAGCCGGCUUCCUACAGAUCCAGGAGAUCAUGGAGAAGGGCACAGAAUUCUUCCUCAAGGUGAGCUCCCCAAGCUGCGACUCCCAGGGCCUGCACGCCGAAGAGGCCCCGUGGUCCGAGCCCCAGAGCCCUGUGGUGCAGACGUCAGGCUGGCCGGCCUGUAGCACUCCUCUGUCCCUUGUGUCACGGGUCAAGACGGAGCAGCAGGAAUCAGACUCUGUGCAGUGCACGCCUGUGGCCAAGCGGCUGUGGGACAGCAGCCAGAAGGAGGCUGGAGGCAGCGGCAACGGGAGCCGCAAGAUGGCCAAGUUUUCUACUCUAGACCUGGUUGCCAACCGGCCACACCAGCAGGCCCCAGUGGUGGCAGCAGCCCAACCCACUGGGGUGGCAGCAGUGGUGGUAGCAGCAACAGGGGCUGGGGCUGGGGCUGGGGCUGGGGCCGGGGCUGGGGCUGGGCCAGGUCUGCCCUACUCUAUGGUGCAAAGGGCCAGGGUGAUCUUACUUUCGCUAUCCCUCUCUAGAUCUCUAGGCACUUCGAGUGCCUACACCAGCGAUAGCCCUAGUUCCUACCACAAUGAGGAGGACGAGGAGGAAGACGGAGGCGAGGAGGGUACAGACGAGCAAUACCGACAGAUCUGCAACAUGUACACCAUGUAUAGCAUGAUGAACGUCAGCCAGACAGCUGAGAAGGUGGAGGCCCUCCCUGAGCAGGUGACCCCUGAGUCCCGCAAUCGCAUCCGGGUACGGCAAGACCUGGCCUCUCUCCCCACUGAACUCAUCAACCAGAUUGGCAACCGCUGCCACCUCAAGCUCUAUGAUGAGGGUGACCCCUCCGAGAAGCUGGAGCUGGUAACAGGCACCAACGUGUACAUCACAAGGGCACAGCUCAUGAACUGCCAUGUCAGCGCAGGCACGCGGCACAAGGUCCUGCUGCGGCGGCUCCUGGCUGCCUUCUUUGACCGGAACACACUGGCCAACAGCUGUGGUACUGGCAUCCGCUCUUCUAGCAACAACCCUACCCGCAAGCCACUGGACAGCCGUGUUCUUCAUGCUGUCAAGUACUACUGCCAGAACUUCGCCCCAAACUUCAAGGAGAGUGAGAUGAAUGCCAUUGCAGCCGACAUGUGCACCAAUGCCCGCCGCGUCGUGCGCAAGAGCUGGAUGCCCAAGCUCAAGGUGCUCAAGACUGAGGGUGAUACCUACACCACCUUCAUCAGCGAAACGGGCAAGAUAGAGCCAGACAUGAUGGGCGUGGGCAAGAUAGAGCCAGACGUAAUGGGUGUGGGCAAGAUAGAGCCAGACAUGAUUGGCGUUGGCAAGAUAGAGCCAGACAUGAUGGGUGUGGGCAAGAUAGAGCCAGACAUGAUGGGUGUGGGCAAGAUAGAGCCAGACAUGAUGGGUGUGGAGCAUGGCUUUGAGACAACUGGCCAUGAGGGCGAGGCAGGCCCCUCAGCUGAGGGCCUGCAGUAACCCACAUCGGACCCUCCCCUUGGGCUGCACACUCCCCUCCCAUCACACCCCUGCCCACCAUCUUGGUCACGAGCUACUGUCUGUCCCUCCCCAGGGCCCGCGGGGGGGUGCUGCAUGCUCCUAGCCCCUCUGCCUCCCCUCUUCUACUCUCUUCCCCCAACACGAGCCGGCCAGGUGGGAGAGGACAGAGGAUGCCAGGGCAGAUGACCGAGGUCCAUGCUGCCUUCUUUAACACAUACUCGUGCAGUUGGGAGCUCUGACUCCUCCCCUAACCCCUAGCAAUCAUCUGUCCACUCACCAGGCCCACCAGGGAGAGGGGACUGGCCUGAGGGGCUUGGGAAGGCCCCCUCCCCAGGCCUUGGAUUGCCCUACACGGAAGCAUUCCUCAGCCUCUGCCCCUCACUGCAGCCCCUUGGGACUUGAGGGGGGGCCCCCAGGGGUUCUCAGGACCCCUCCUGCCACCUCCCAGUGCUUCCACGUCUCCAAAAGCGCCUUCCUGUCACCCUCGUCUGUCCCUGUGCCUGGGGGCUGGGGUAGGCGAGGCUGUGGAGACUACCCAUUUUACAGCUGGGGAAACUGAGGCUCAGAGAAAUUGCACAACUGACCUAAGGUGGAGGGCCCAGUGCCCAUUCUCCUCUCCCCUGCCUCUGUUGUCCCCCAUUGGUCCCUUGGAGCCUGAGAGAGGCAAGUCCUAAGGAAGGGAGUUGUUGGGGGAAGAUGGAGGGUCUCAGAGGCUAGGAGAAGAGGUAUGCAGGGCUGGCAGAGCGCGUGCGUGCGUGUGUGUGUGCGUGUGUGUGUGUGUGUGUGUGUGUAUAGAAGUUUUGCUUUCAGACAAAUGAAGAUUUAAAGCAGUAGGGGGCCCCUUCUCUCUAUUCUCCUCACCACAUCCCACCCCACAGCAGAGCCCCAGGCCUCCACAACCCCUGUACAUAAUUUUUAAAACUUUUUUUAGCGAAUGAACUAUUGAAGUAUAAGAUCCCUUUUAUUUUUCAAACCAAUGGAACUGUGUCCAAUGUCCCCCUCAGGCCUGGGCUGAGGAAGGCAGGCUGUCGUGGGGGUGCUGGGGGCAGGCUGAAUGUGUGCACAUGUGUAGGUGUGUGUUUCUGUGGUGGGGCCCCAGUCCCAGGUGCCACCUAGGCUCCUGUGGGUCUGCCCAGCUUCUCCUUCUCUUGUCCCCCUCCCCAACAGGGCUACAGUUUAAAGGGUGUCCCAGGUCUUGGCCAGAUGGCUUCUUCAAGGGCUGGGCAGGGCCAGGCCCACUUCCACUGAUAGGAUUUGUUUGCAGAAUUUUCUCUCUUACCUUUCCUUUCUAUUUUUUUAGUUUUACAUGUGAACAUGGAGGGCUUUUUUUCCUACUCACCAUUCCCCCACAUGGGUUGUCAUUUCACCAUCUCACAGUUGUGUUCGUGGCCCUUGACCUCCCUCCCCAUCUCCCAUCACACUUAGUGGCCUCUGUAAAGAGGUAGGGCCCUGAUUAGACUCUCUUGAGUGGUUUGGAGACCAUCCACCUGACUCAGCAGCCCUGCCUGCCUGCUGGGGGUCCCUUCUAACAUCUGCUUACUGCCGGGGUCAGUCUGGGGUGUCGGGGUCCUGGUGCUCUGCUGUCCUGGCCCAGCCUCAGCACCUUAGCCCCCAGCCAUCUGUCCUGGAGGGGGAGGGAGUCAACACCCCCAGCUAAAGCACAAGCACCUUAGUCACCAUCCCUCCCCUUACCUUGCCCUCCUAGCCUGACAUCCCACCCCAGCAUUGAUUUCCCAAAGCACAAUAUCCUGGUCACUUGGCAGCAGCUAUGCCCAGUGGGGGUAAGGAGUGGGUGGGACCUCCAGUCAGACCCCCAAAAGGAAGCAGGAGUUCCUAGGCACUCCCCUCCUUCCAGGCCUUAGUGUGGGGGGGCAGCUGUCUGGGACCAGGGGGUCUUUCUUCCUCCCCAUCCCCUUGUCCUGGGGAGGCCCCUGCCUGUUCCUCCCUGCCUCUUCCUCGGGUGGGACUUGCCCCUGUCACUUCUUUGAGCACUGGCUUGGGUGGCAGAGCCCACUUGUUUCAGGGACCCCAGGAGGUGCCCCAGGCUCCCGGGACUGUGUGCGUGGGUCUAGGGGGGGUGGGGGGUUGGGGGUGGGGAGAGGGUCUGGGCAGGGGGUGCAGGGGAGGAUACUCCUCACCAGGAGAGCCAAAGACAGGGUUGUGCCUUACCCCAAGAGCUUACCCACCCCUCUUGCCUUGCCAUCCUCUCCACCCAGGGCAGCCUGCUGCUUUUCCCUUCUUUUCCUGCCCUGCUCUGCUCUGAGCUGCAUGGUCCCUUCACCCUGGGCAGCCAGGAAGGAAUAGGAAUGGGGAAUCAUCAGAAAGACUGGGGCCCCCCCACCCAGCUCUGCUUCCCUGGCCCCCACUCACCUAAACCUCUUUCACGUGGGACAGGCCACCCACCCUGUCCAUGUGAAGUGCCAACACCCUCCUUGCCCUGGGCCAAACCCCUACUCCCUUCCUGGGCCCCCAAGUGAGAUUGCACAUUAACUACUGUAAGGAGAGGAGAGGUGUUGGCAAAUGUGAACCAUGAGGAUAUCAGUGAUACUGAUGAGAAUAAACUAAACGCCUUUGUAA
This is a messenger RNA of Otolemur garnettii (small-eared galago), 4657 nucleotides long. RefSeq names its product nucleus accumbens associated 1 (gene NACC1). Gene Ontology annotation, molecular function: protein binding; RNA polymerase II cis-regulatory region sequence-specific DNA binding; DNA-binding transcription factor activity, RNA polymerase II-specific. Gene Ontology annotation, biological process: regulation of transcription by RNA polymerase II. The transcript has 8 exons. Bases 218 to 2059 code for a protein of 613 amino acids. The record is from RefSeq and is a predicted model, not a curated record. NCBI's taxonomy places the organism in Eukaryota, Metazoa, Chordata, Mammalia, Primates, Galagidae.